Messenger RNA from Colletotrichum siamense, 681 nucleotides. RefSeq lists its product as uncharacterized. The coding region runs from base 1 to 681 and encodes 226 amino acids. The transcript is spliced from 2 exons. The record is from RefSeq and is a predicted model, not a curated record. Lineage: Eukaryota; Fungi; Ascomycota; Sordariomycetes; Glomerellales; Glomerellaceae.
AUGACUACACUGUACUCUCCUUUUAGCGAGCACCAAGCCUGGUCCUACAUUCGACAGCACAUGAACGACAGCAUGACCCGCGCUUGUCUCAUCUCUCGCGCCAUUAUCGACUUGCUUGUUCAUCGCAUCUUCGUCUUUGAGGCUUGGCAGGGCUUCUCUGUUGACGCUGAUCGCCAGAUUGGUGAGAUACGUUAUGAGAUGAACAACCUCCCUGCUGGCCAAGGCGGUGCCCUCCAGGUUUGCAUUGACCGUGUCGCGGCGAUCGUCAACUCAUGCAUCAACCAUGAGCGCUACGACGCCUAUCGCAGCCACCGUAUCGAGUACUUCCAAGCCGAACUGCGCGAGAUGCUCGCUCCCCUCAUGCUGCCUGAGUCCGAGGGUGGUCCCAACUUGGAUGAUGCCGAUGAUGCUCUUCGUGACAUGAUCGAAAAGGCCUGGUCCAUCUCUGCGAAAAUGUUCACGUCACGCUGCACCUUUGAGUUUCGGUUUCCCGAUGCUGGCGCUCGCUUCAGCACUCAGACCAUGGUCGGUGUUGCACCCAACAUUGACCCUCACAUCCUCCAGGCUGAGCACUGGCGUGUUCAGUUGGUUGUCACCCCUGUCAUCACCGUUCGCAACGACACAGGCGCGACUAUCUCAGUCGCUUCUAUUACAAGGGCCCACGUCAUCUGCAUGAAAUGA